CGUUUUUAUCCCUGGAGGUGAACGCAUCCUUUGUCCAGCCGCCUGGCCGUCUGGAUUACUAGAGACCUAUUAAUUGGCCGAACGUUUAAGUUUCUCCCGCACUCUCCUUACCCUUCGUCGCAGAGCUCCCUAGAAACCACCCUCUUUGGAGGGAAGGGGCUGCCCUAGUAAAGCCGCAAAGCUGCAGCGGAAGAGGAGGGGCCGAGGGGAUCUGGCGCCCAGCCCGAGGCGUGGGAGGAGGCAGUGAUGCGCCCCUGCGCAGGCGCUAAAUUCGAAUGGGCCGCCCACGCCUAGAGGCACCGGAAGGAGGACGGUAGUGCUACCGGAAGUAACGCACGCCUCACGUCGGCGCCAAGUUCGAAUGCGUCACACGAGCCGUCGCUGAGGAAACGACCAUUGGCGACGUUCUCGCUGAGGCGGUCGGUGCUCGCGGCCCAGGGCCUGAGCCCAGGUGUUUGAGCAAUGGCGCGGGUGUUAGGAGUAGGAGGCAAGGCGUCCGCCGAAGAGGAGGACACUAUUGAGAUAGAAGAGGAGAGCCAAGGAGAGAAGAACCAGAAGGAUGCCUGUCCUGUCAUCGUUUUGGAUUCUAGCAGUGAAGAUGAAGAGUUUGAAUUGAUGCUGUCCCGUGGCAAAAUUCCAAAGCUACAAACAAAUUCAUCUUCAGAGAAAAAAAGAGAGAAAAAAAGAGAAAAACACUAUGAUAAAGCUACAACCUCCAGUGGUGUGACAGUGAAAAGAAAGAGACCCCAGGUGAAUCCCAAAAAGAAGAAACCCACCAAGGAUUCAGGGGCUGCCACACCUGGCUUUUCAGGCACUUCGGGGCUAGUGCCCACCAUGUCAGCUCCCCCAAGCACAUCAGCAAGUACCCCAGAUGCUCCGAAAAGCCGUAGAAGAAAAAAAACGAUUGCGACAAACAUACAUCAUCGAACAAAACUAGUUCCCCCAUUGGCCAUGUCCUCCAAAACAUGGCUGCAUUCAAUGAAGAAGACAUGCCGAGUGUCCGAGUGCUUCUUGGCUGAGCUGUCCAAUCCCUCAUCGGACUACGUCAAGUACUUUCAGCUGAAGAAGGAGGAGCUGACUGCCAAGCUGUAUCAGUUGUAUAAUUCCUCCAUCUUUAGGGAGCAGUUACCUGAGAAAAUCAACAUAACCUGGAACAAGAAGCUUCGUACAACUGCAGGAUACUGUCAUGUUUCAGGCAAGGAAAGCGGUCCACAGGCAUCACGCUCCAUCAGAAUUGAGCUUUCUGAGAAAGUCUGUGACUCUGCAGACCGGCUCCGGGACACCCUGAUACAUGAGCUAUGCCAUGCAGCUACCUGGCUGUUUCAUGGGGUCAGGGACUGCCAUGGUCCCUUCUGGAAGGUUUAUGCCCAAAGAUGUGCCCUGGUACACCCAGAACUGCCUAUGGUUAAACGGUGCCACAAUUACGAGAUUCAUUACAAGUACACGUAUGAAUGUGGCAAUUGCAGUGCCAGGAUUGGCCGCCACUCCAGGUCCGUGGCUACGGAUCGAGUAGCCUGCUCGUUGUGUAAUGGGCAUCUGAGGCUGCUCCCACCUUCCCAGAGUGUUGGGCCAAAUGCGCCUCGUCAUGCCCCUCCAACUGCCAGCGCUCAACAACCAAGGCAGCCCUCUGGCAAGAAGGGAAAGGCGAUAUCAAAGAAGAAUCCUGAUUCUGACUCCCCUGCUGAGCCCCGUGAUGCUUAAAUGUCUCCCUCCUCCCUCGGGACCUAAUAUCGCUGCUUCUUGUCAGUAUGUUUAGUGGGUGGGGAUCCCUUUGCGAUGUAAUUUGGAGCUAGUGACAAUAUUUUCCCUGUGUUUGAUGUUCAAUUUAGUGCUGAUGUAGAAUCCUGUUCAUCGGAGCAAUGACUCCCUGUCACUAUGGCCAACUUGCAGCAGGAUGGUGGUUGGGAAAAUGGCUAGCUGCCUUUCUUUCCCUUGGUUUCCAUCCUGCCCAUUUGGGUGGAAUGGCCAAGAGGAGGUUGUGGCCCAGAGGGCAAUAGGGCAGAUGAUGAGUAAGGGGAGAGAAGAGGGGAUGGCCUGCUUUAGAUAAACAAGAACAGGGAGCACCCAGUUGGAGGUGUUUGGCCAGGAUUCAACAGAUUGUUAUUGAGUUGUGUUUUCUCUCCCAGAGGAAAGUUGUUAUUAAAGCCUGCUCUAAGCCAUGGACUUUCUUCAUAUGAAUAAAAGUUUUUAUGGACUCAUCAA
Monodelphis domestica (gray short-tailed opossum) is the source of this 2202-nucleotide messenger RNA. It is a transcript of the gene GCNA, whose product is annotated as germ cell nuclear acidic peptidase. Gene Ontology annotation, cellular component: nucleus. The record is from RefSeq and is a predicted model, not a curated record. NCBI's taxonomy places the organism in Eukaryota, Metazoa, Chordata, Mammalia, Didelphimorphia, Didelphidae.